This is a messenger RNA of Closterium sp. NIES-67, 1756 nucleotides long. NCBI's taxonomy places the organism in Eukaryota, Viridiplantae, Streptophyta, Zygnematophyceae, Desmidiales, Closteriaceae. The record is from the annotation of a GenBank genome assembly.
CGCCAUACAUAAGCGUCGCAUGUCGCCUUCGCCAUGCAUACAAUCAAUUCCACUCUCCCAGUCGCCACCUGUGUGUGAACGACGUCUGGCAUCUCUUCGAGGGGCUAAUUUCAAAUCCUGCUAGUUUCAAAACCUAUUUGUCAGACAAACGUCCUCCGCUAGUAAGCUGGCACAAGCUAGGCUUGGAUUGGGUAGCAUCCAACUUCAAGACUCGGUUUCUCACUCACUGAGAGGCCACCACUACGACCAGUAGCAGCAGUAGUAGUUGCGUUGGUGGGCGUAUAUGCCAUAGGCUUGCUACUCCCGUUACCAUCCCCCUGAAUACUUACGUCUUUUAGAAAGCUGCGGCGUCUCUCGAGCACGCAGCAGAGGUUGCUUCCAGUCGUUUUCUCGAAUACUUGGCUCUGAUUCAUACUUUCUAACGCGCGUUGUGACACUCGCGGCGUGACACCGACGGUCAAGAUGAACGGCUGGUUCUCCCCUAACUUCGGAUCCUCGCCGUCGUCGCCCGGGCUAGCGAGACUCGCAUCGUCCAACAGCGACGGCGAAUUCUUACUGGCGGAUUUAAUCGCCGAGCGCAAGAAACUCACCCCGUUCAAGCUCGUUCUGCCGCACUGCUCGCGUCUCCUGGAGGAAGAAAUCGCGCGGCUGACGUCGCUCAACUGCUCGUCGUCCUGCACGGACAACGACAGCCUAUCCAACGCCGAGCAGCUGUUACCCGACCAGCUCACUUCGCCAAAGUCACAGCACAACCUUUCGCCUGGCCCCUCGCCUUUCGAUGGGGGCACGUGGUCGCCACUCCCUAACGAGAUUGAGCCAUCGUUUUCCCCGCUGGUGAUGCAUCCGCCGCCUCCGCCGCCUCCGCCAAUCAGUCAGCCACUUCCGCCACUCCCCGGCUGGGCCCCUCCGCCAGCACCCGGCGGAGGCGCAGGGGGAAUGGGGGGAGGAAUGGGGGGCGGAAUGGGAGCGGGAGGCGCAGGGAGAACAGGGGGCGGAAUGGGUGGCGGAAUGGGCGCGGGAGGCGGAGGGGCAUUGGGGGCGGAAUGGGGGGCGGAAUGGGGGGCGGAAUGGGCGGCGGAAUGGGCGGCGGAAUGGGCGGCGGCGGGAUGGGCGCGCCGAUAGUGAAGAAGAUGCAGCGGGUGAACGUCCCCGUGGAGCGCUUCCCCGCGUACAACUUCGUGGGGCGCCUGCUGGGCCCGCGGGGGAACUCCCUCAAGCGCGUGGAGGCGCAAACCGGCUGCCGAGUGCUGAUCCGCGGACGCGGAUCUAUCAAAGACCCGUGCAGGGAAGAGCGUCUACGUGGCAAGCCGGGCUACGAGCACCUCUUCGACCCGCUCCACGUCAUCAUCGUCGCGGAAUUGCCGGCGGAUAUCGUGGACUCGCAGCUGGGCGAGGCGUGCGAGAUCGUGCACGAGCUGCUCAAACCAGUGGACGACUCGUACGACUUGUUGAAGCGCGCUCAGCUUCGCGAACUCGCCGUGCUGAAUGGGAUGCCUGAACACAGCACAGGCGGCUGGCGAACCGGACCUGGUUACCCGCCUCGUUCAUCUCCGUUUGCAGACACCGCUUCUUCAGGUUUUAAAGGAAUCUGCCAUUAGUGAGGUGACACAAAAUUUAGGACAACCACGCUGAAGUCAUGGAUGCCAUGACACAUCGUGUUGUAUUUAUUCAACCAUCCAUCUCCAGCAUAGAGACUGUUCGAAGUUAGUAUAAUAAGCGCUAUUAGCUAGCCUCUGAUUGCUAUGCUUUGAAAUUA